AGCUGCUUUACAUUUUUUUCUAUUUUAAAGAGUUGAAUUUGUGAAUUUACUAUAUACCUCCAAUAACCUUUGUUGAGAGCUAGGAAGCUAGCAAGGAGGAAAUGAGUCGCCGUGUUUCAUUUGCCUCAGAUAAGCAUCAAAAAGGGAAUGCUCCCAUCAACAUUUCGCCUGCUCGUGGUUCUACCGUGAUAAUGCAUCGACUCUCCGUAUAUAUCCCUCAUUUAAUAUCCCCAAUUCAUUCGACAAAAAAGCUUAUCGUUGAAAUCAACAGCCAUGUAGCCUUGUUCCGUGAUAAAUUAAUACUGGUUGGCCAAUCAAGGGAUUGCCCUGAGCUGCGAGAAAAAAUACGAAAAUUGCGCCGAAUUUGCGUUGAUACUUGUAAGCACACAGGACAAAUAAUAUUGCCGCAAGUGAAAAGUGCAAUGGAGGACGGUAUGUUGGCUGAAAACCCAAACUUAGUUUUAUUGUUCUACUUAGUACAGCUAUUUUUACGUGAACUGCUAAAGAGUUAUCGGCUGGUUCAAGUGGUGCCAAUGGAUAUGUCUGGCUAUUACGAAAAUCGUGCUGGACCAUCAAAUCUGGGAAACGUUAUGAGUCAAAUUUUGCUGUGCAAACAAAUAACACCCGAUUUCAAUCAGGAAGAACUGUGCAGUAUAGCAAAAGACUCUCACGAAAUCGGGAUGCUACUCACAGAACUGCAAGAAUAUAUGCCACAGAACGAACCCUAUCUUGAACGCAAUGCAGCCAUGGACUCCGAUGUAUUGCGGCCUUUCAAACAAGAACGGAAUUAUACCCACAAAAAUAUUAGCUUGCUCUGUUGCGUGUCACGACCGAGUUAUCUGUGAAGGAAA
Anastrepha obliqua is the source of this 851-nucleotide messenger RNA. RefSeq lists its product as uncharacterized. Lineage: Eukaryota; Metazoa; Arthropoda; Insecta; Diptera; Tephritidae. Bases 102 to 845 code for a protein of 247 amino acids. Gene Ontology annotation, cellular component: neuron projection. Gene Ontology annotation, biological process: G protein-coupled receptor signaling pathway. The record is from RefSeq and is a predicted model, not a curated record. The transcript has 5 exons.